AUGCGUAUUGUAUUCGUGCUAUUGUUCACAUUGAAUGGCUUCGUGUUAGGCAAAGAAUGGACGGCAAGCAAUAUGCCAGAUCCGCGGGAUAAAAGCGGCUACAUGAAGUGUAACAUGAAGUCGUUGAGCAAGGUGUGCGAUCCAGACGAGGUGCUAUCAUCAACGGAUCGUUAUCGUAUCAACCACGAAGUGAAUCAAUUAGCUCAACGCACAACGCAUUCGGGUGGAAACUUCUGUCAAACCAAAGGAAUUGAGUCCAUUUUAGUGGCUGUGCAAUCGGUAAGCAAUCCUAAAUGCAUAAAUUCAGUUCAUGUGCACAAAUGA
Messenger RNA from Anisakis simplex (herring worm), 324 nucleotides. The record is from the annotation of a GenBank genome assembly. NCBI's taxonomy places the organism in Eukaryota, Metazoa, Nematoda, Chromadorea, Rhabditida, Anisakidae.